This is a messenger RNA of Drosophila sulfurigaster albostrigata, 3219 nucleotides long. RefSeq names its product signal peptide peptidase-like 3 (gene SppL). Gene Ontology annotation, molecular function: aspartic endopeptidase activity, intramembrane cleaving. The transcript has 7 exons. NCBI's taxonomy places the organism in Eukaryota, Metazoa, Arthropoda, Insecta, Diptera, Drosophilidae. Gene Ontology annotation, cellular component: lumenal side of endoplasmic reticulum membrane; cytoplasmic side of endoplasmic reticulum membrane; Golgi-associated vesicle membrane. Gene Ontology annotation, biological process: membrane protein proteolysis. Bases 1075 to 2346 code for a protein of 423 amino acids. The record is from RefSeq and is a predicted model, not a curated record.
CAAAGAUUGAAUAGAAGCAAGAAACAAAUUUUUACUUGAAACAUUUCGCAAGCAAAAAAAAGAGAAGAAGAAACUACAAACAAUACACAAAAACUAAUUGCAAUUAAAACGUUCGUUCGUUCGUUCAAUGAUGAACAAAUAUUGUAGUGAGAAAUUGCGUAAAACAAAAAGCAAAGAAAAAGUACUAAAAAAAAGAAGCGUUGAACCCUUUUCGAACGAACUGUGAAAUGAGAGAACUCAUUUUUAUAGAGGGGAGUGGCGCACCUAAAAGGCGCCAAAUCUAGGUCCUGACUUUACACAAUACACGAAGUACACACAUUCACAUGUACAAUCGAAAAUGUACAUGUAGAAAUACAUACACACAGCUCUCCCACACACUUGAGUCAAAGGAAUGAAUGGGACUCAGUGUAGUAGAUAAGAAUACGAGGAGAAGCAAGAAGUAGAAAUCAAAACUAACAACAACCAACGCACGCACAUAAAUAUAAGAAGAGAAAAAGCCAACAGGAAAAGGCCAACAGAAAAAAAAACAAGAAAAACAACACAACUCAAAUGUGUGGGAGCCACAACUUAGGGGGGGGAGCAAAGGGGACCCGUACGCGAUGCUUUAGCUAUCUGUCUGUGCGGGUGUGGGUGUGUGUGUCGCACACUCUCCAGCCGCAGCGGAACUUCUAUUGUUUAUUGGAAGUAGGGAUUGAGCAGCAGCAGAAGCAGCAGCAAACAGAAGAGAGCGUGCGCGCGAUGUCAGGCUGAAUGGCAAAAUGCACAGGCCCACAAAGAGGCGUAGGGAGCGAGCACUCACAUACACACACACACUCACGCGCAAUGUUCGUGUGUGUGUUCCAGUUGCUGUUUGUGUUGUUUCAUUGCAGCCAGCAGAGUCGCAGAGACAACAACGCAGCAGCAACGGGCGCAGUUGAGAUAACGAAAACAAUUGAUAAACCCUGAUAAGGAUUCACAGACAGAGAGUGAGAGAAAGAGAGUCGCACAUUCCAAGCCAAGUCCUGCGCAGCGGCAACGGCAACUGCAGCAGCAGCAGCAGCGUUGCCACCUGAGCGCGCUUAUCAUUGAUUGAGCAUGUCGCACGGCAGCGCCGGCGCGCAAACUGUUGGCGGUGGUGGCGGCAGCGUUGGUGGCGGCGGUGCAGCAGCAGCAGCGGCGGCGGCAGCAGCAGCGGCUGGUUCUGAAUAUCGUGAACUACAUUGGACUGUGUCGAGUGUGAUGGACUCGUCGCGUGUAUCCACCUGCCUUAUAUCGAUGCUGUUAAUUGUCUAUGGCAGCUUUCGCAGUCUCAACAUUGAGCAGGAGGCGCGAGAGCGUGAACAAAAGAAACGCAAUGAAUCCAUGACGAAUUUGCUCACCGGCGAACAGGUGGAAAAGGAGCCAACGGAUAAGUUUGCUACGCUGGAUACGAUGCAUGCGCUGUGCUUGCCACUCGGUGCUUCCAUAUCGCUGCUCAUCAUGUUCUUCUUCUUUGACUCGAUGCAGCUGCUCUUCGCCGUGUGCACAGCCAUUAUUGCCACUGUGGCAUUGGCAUUUCUUCUGCUGCCCAUGUGCCAGUAUAUCAUUCGGCCGUGCACGGAUGGCAAACGCUUCUCCUUUGGCAUCUGCGGACGUUUCACGGCAGCGGAACUAUUCAGCUUCACGCUCUCCGUAUCAAUUGUGUGCGUCUGGGUGCUCACUGGCCAUUGGCUGCUUAUGGAUGCUAUGGGCAUGGGUCUAUGUGUGGCCUUCAUAGCGUUUGUGCGAUUGCCCAGCUUGAAGGUGUCGACGCUGCUGUUGACCGGUCUGCUCAUCUAUGACGUCUUUUGGGUAUUCCUCUCAUCGUACAUAUUCAGCACAAAUGUGAUGGUCAAGGUGGCCACACGACCCGCCGAGAAUCCUGUCGGCAUUGUGGCGCGCAAAUUGAAUUUGGGCGGCAUUGUGCGCGACACACCGAAACUGAAUUUGCCGGGCAAACUGGUUUUCCCCAGCAUACACAAUACGGGACACUUCUCGAUGCUCGGCCUGGGCGAUGUCGUAAUGCCGGGACUGCUGUUGUGCUUUGUAUUGCGCUACGAUGCCUACAAAAAGUCACAGGGCGUUACCUCGGAUCCAACGCUAUCGCCGCCAAAAGGUGUUGGCUCCCGGUUGACGUAUUUUCAUUGUUCCUUAUUGGGCUAUUUCUUGGGUCUCUUAACGGCAACUGUCAGCUCGGAGGUGUUUAAGGCCGCACAGCCCGCCUUACUGUACUUAGUGCCGUUCACGUUAUUGCCGCUCUUGCUGAUGGCCUAUCUCAAGGGUGAUCUGCGGCGCAUGUGGAGCGAACCAUUUAUUGCGCAUCCACCAUCAAAACAACUGGAAGUCUGAGUGUACUCUAUCUUACAAAAAGAAUUAAAAAAAGAAAACACAAAAAAAUGCAAAGAAUAAGAACACACAACAAAUUUAAACACUAUGAAUUCUCUCUUAAUAACGUACGUAUUGUUUAAUUAUACGUAUCAACGUUUUUUAUAAGUUAGGUGAUCCUCUUUUUAGUGAAGUAACAGCAAAACCGAAUAAUAAAUGUAUGUAGUUUUAGUAUAUAUAAGUGGCAAAGAUUUUUAAAAACCACAAAAAUGUACAUGUAUAUGUUGAUGUGUUUUGGCUUUACGUUACGCAGAGCUGAAGAUAGAUACAGUUUAUGCUGGCCCCAAUAUUCAAUACAAUUUGUAAGCAAGAUUAAUGAAGAUUUUUCAGAUGCGUAUCAAAUUGCAUUCUUAACCUUUUAAUACAAAACCUGCAUAAACUAAAUACAUUGUAAAGGUUUUAGUAUUAGCAUUUCUUUUUUUCUAACAACUGUUGAGAUUUCAUUUUGUUCAUUUAGUUUUUAAAGCAUUUUCAACAUUUCCAGCAUACGAUGAAUCAAAUACUAAAUUAUCCGAGUUACAUUAUCAAAAAGUAUGUCAUUUUUCUGUAAAUACUUUAGUUAAAUAACAAUCACAAAUAAUAGUUAGUAAGAGCGCCUACAUUUCCCAUAAUGAGUAUUAUAUCGCUCUAAAAUGCUUUACAUAUUAUUUCUCAAUCAAAUUUCCGUCCCCCAAUUUAUUUGCUCCAUUUCAAAUCAAAAUUUCACUUACACAUACAAUAAUGAUAUUUUGCCAAAAUGCAUGUGUUCGUUUUAAACAAAAAAUAUAAAAAAUUAAAAAAAAAAAACAAGGAUAAAAAACGAAAAACAAAAACUGUUGCACUCCGUGUGUUUCACAA